Messenger RNA from Exophiala dermatitidis NIH/UT8656, 2073 nucleotides. RefSeq names its product acetyl-CoA synthetase. The transcript is spliced from 2 exons. The record is from RefSeq and is a predicted model, not a curated record. Gene Ontology annotation, biological process: acyl-CoA metabolic process; fatty acid biosynthetic process. Gene Ontology annotation, molecular function: fatty acid ligase activity; fatty-acyl-CoA synthase activity. Bases 217 to 1989 code for a protein of 590 amino acids. NCBI's taxonomy places the organism in Eukaryota, Fungi, Ascomycota, Eurotiomycetes, Chaetothyriales, Herpotrichiellaceae.
CUACAGUAUUAUUACUACCUAUAAUAACAGACCCAGCCUCGGCAGCCUUUCUCUCAGAUUCUACUUCUAUAUCUUCAUUUCUCUUUGCAGUGCUGUGUUAUUGAUACCCCGUACGUACUGUACAACGUAACCUUUGACAAACACCCCGACCCCGGUUUUCCUCCCCCGGGUUUUCUGCCCCCUUCCCCGGCCAAAGAUCGGCAUUCCAACCUCGGCAUGACGACGACCAACAAAUCUUCCUCCUCCCACGACGACGCCGUCGCAUCGGUGCCGGUGUCACCACUGCGGCGACCGGAAUCAUUCAACUUUGCGCGCGACGUGGUCGAUUACUGGGCGGCCAAGGAUGCCUCACAGGUAGCGCUGUACUGGACGGACCAGCACCUGACGACCUCGAAGCAAUUCACAUACCGGCACUUUUCGGAGCGAUCGCACCGGGUGGCUACGCUGCUGCAGUCAUUAGGUCUCAAGCAGGGCGACAUUGUGAUCAUUAUUGCGCCACGGGUUCCGGAAUGGUGGGAGAUUGCGACGGCGUGUCUGCGGGCCGGAAUUGUGCUGUGUCCCUGCACGACGCUGCUGGUGGACAAGGACAUUGAGUACCGGCUGCAGGUUUCGGACGCGGCGGCGUUUAUAGGUGACGAGACGUCAGUUGCCAAAUGCCUGAAGGUAAAAGACAAGUGUCCGAAACUGCGGGUGAUUGUACAGCUUGAAGACAACAACAAACCGUUGGCGAAAGGAGUGGUAGGCUACCAUGGCGAACUGGCGAAAGUCCCCGCGAAUUCUAUGGUCGACGUGCCCAGCACGCUCAAGGCGACAUCUCCGGCCUUGAUCUUCUUCACAUCUGGCACGACGGGUCCGCCCAAGAUGGUGCUGCACACGCAGACGUCGUAUCCGCUGGCGCACGCGCUGACGGGGAUGCACUGGCUCCAACUGUCCCGGGGCAAGGUAUACUGGAACCUAUCGGAGCAAGGAUGGGCGAAAGCGGCGUGGUCGUUCUUCUCGUCGUGGAACUGUGGCGCCACGCUGUUUGUGCACGACGACCGGCUGACCUUCAAUCCCCGCCGUACCCUGGAGGUCUUGCACAAGUUCCCCAUCACCACCCUGUGUGCCCCGCCCACCGUGUACCGGCAGCUGGUGCUGGACGAAAGUCGCCGGUUCUUCGCUAGCCCGGAAGGCCGUCCGCGCGCCCUGGUCCACUGCUGCGGCGCUGGGGAGCCGCUCAACGAAUCCGUCAUCCGGGUCUGGAAGGACAUGACUGGCGGCAUUGAGAUCUUCGACGGCUACGGCCAGACCGAGACCGUGGUGGUGUGUGCCAACCAGAAACAAAACCCCGUCAAACCCGGGAGCAUGGGCAAACCCCUCCCUGGGGUCCCCUUGACCGUCAUCGACCCGGACGGCAACGUCACAAAGGACGACGAGGAAGGUGAUAUCGCCAUUGCCGUGUCUGACGACAAAGAGUCGUCCUUCUUUGGCAUUUUUGAGGGGUACAUUGAUAAAAAGACCGGCAAGCUGGACAACAAAAUCCGCCGCUUUGCCAAUGGUCGCAAAUACUUUAUCACCGGCGACCGUGCCAGUCGUGACAAGGACGGCUAUUUCUGGUUCGUCGGCCGGAGCGACGAUGUUAUUAAUUCCAGUGGUUACCGAAUUGGUCCCUUCGAAGUCGAAUCCACCCUCAAACUACACCCGGCGGUGGUCGAAUCCGCCGUCGUGGCCUCGCCGGACCCGCAACGCGACGAGGUCGUCAAAGCAUUCGUCGUACUAACUGACGCCGCCGCUUCAAAAGUCGCUUCGUCCAGCCAGGUUCACGACGCCCUCAUCAAGGAGCUGCAGGAGUUUUGUAAGGAGAACGCCGCCCCCUACAAGUAUCCGAGGAAAAUCGAAUUUGUGCCCGCCAGUUUCUUGCCAAAGACCAUCAGUGGCAAGAUCAAGAGGGCCGAGUUGAAGCAGUUGGAGAGAAAACGGUACAGAGAGAGCCAAGGGGCAAAAUUGUAGAUGAACAUAUAUAACACAUUCUAUAUUAUAUUUUUAUACUCUGUGUACGAGAUACUAGCAGUAUCAAAUUCAUGUUUGCAUACC